This is a messenger RNA of Cuscuta campestris, 2098 nucleotides long. NCBI's taxonomy places the organism in Eukaryota, Viridiplantae, Streptophyta, Magnoliopsida, Solanales, Convolvulaceae. The record is from the annotation of a GenBank genome assembly.
AUAUGUUCUUUCUGUCCUUCAUGUACUCCGUACAACUCACACCUCUGAGUUACGCUUCUGUUAUCUCUCGUCGGGUUCUACUUUCCCAAUCUGAUUUUUUUCUUUCGGCCUUUCGGGCGGGUUGUAUUUUCUCUUCGUCUACCGGAAAGCUCGGAUUCGGUCUCUCGGAACCUAAACCCCUCUCCUUUUUUUCCUUUUGCCUGAUCUGAGCAAGCAUCUUUUUGAUCCGUCGAUCUGAAGCAUGGAGAGGAUCGUCGGAGGAAAAUUCAAACUCGGACGUAAGAUUGGAAGUGGGUCGUUUGGAGAAAUUUACCUUGCCACACAUAUCGAUACGUUCGAGAUUGUCGCCAUCAAAAUUGAGAAUAAUAAGACCAAGCAUCCUCAGCUUCUUUACGAGGCCAAGUUGUACACUAUUCUCCAGGGAGGAAGUGGUAUUCCCCAUAUAAAAUGGUCUGGAGUGGAUGGAGAGGACAACGCUUUAGUCCUCGAUUUGCUAGGUCCAAGCCUAGAGGAUCUCUUUGUAUACUGUGGUAGAAAGUUUUCAUUGAAGACUGUCUUAAUGCUUGCAGAUCAGAUGAUAUCUAGGAUUGAAUAUGUGCACUCUAAAGGCUUUUUACAUAGAGAUAUCAAACCAGAUAAUUUUCUUAUGGGCCUUGGUCGAAAAGCAAAUCAGGUUUACAUCAUUGAUUUUGGUCUUGCUAAAAGGUAUAGGGACGCAACUACAAAUCGCCACAUACCUUACAGGGAGAACAAAAAUUUAACUGGAACUGCACGUUAUGCAAGCUGUAAUACUCAUCUUGGAAUUGAGCAGAGCCGGCGGGAUGACCUUGAAUCUUUAGGAUAUGUACUUCUUUAUUUCUUGAGAGGGAGCUUACCAUGGCAGGGUCUCAAAGCUGCUACUAAGAAGCAAAAAUAUGAUAAAAUAUGUGAGAAGAAGUUAUCAACUCCUAUUGAGGUCUUGUGCAAGUCUCAUCCGGUAGAGUUUGCCUCAUUUUUCCAUUACUGUCAUUCAAUGACAUUUGAUCAGCGGCCUGACUAUGGUUUUGUGAAACGCCUGUUCAAAGAGCUCUUCACUAGGGAAGGGUAUGAGUUUGAUUACAUAUUUGAUUGGACCAUCCUAAAAUACCAGCAGGCGCAAUCAAGUAGAACACAUCAACGGCCACUGCAUGGAGAGAGCAGCCAGAAAGCUCCGAUGAAUACAGAAAAGCAUCAAGUUGGAAAUUAUUCUCAUUACGCGGCCGAGUUAGCAAAAUCAAGUGUUCCUAUUAGUCCUCAUGCUCGUGCACAGUUCAAGUUGUCUACGAAUAAGCACUUAGCUUCGGGCAAUCUUGAUGCAGUUGAUAGAAGUAUGCUGAGCAAUACAUACAUGGCAUCGACUUCGUUGUCUCCUGCUGUGGUCGGACGAGCCAAUGCAACUAAACCUACUUUACCCACUGAAAACACCAAUGAUGGUCAUGUAAAUGGCGACAGUGCAGGUGCAGGCAGCUGGAUUUCUUCUUUGCGCCGCAUCUCUUCUGCAAAGUGAAAAGCGAAAUGUUAAAUACUAGUUGCUCAAGUUGGGUGCAUUCCUGCUGUAUCACUUAGAAUACGAAAGGAUGGCUAUGAGAGGGUGAUUAAUAAUUUCAUUCUACUUCUUCAAGGCUGUGUUUUGAAGGGGAUGCAUCAAUAGGCGGCAAGCUGGGGCCCGAGAGCAUAUUCCUCUCUAUUCAUCUUGUCAAGGCUCGGGUUAGACUUUUCUUCCUAGACGACUGUGUACGUGGAAUGAAUCACUUUCUGAUUUUUAGGCAACUUGUAGCUUGUGUAAAAUCAAUAAUCUUUGUUUUCAAGGUAUAUUCAUCAUUGCGAACAGAUUUUUGUGUGUGUGCAUAUAGUAGUGAGUAGUGAUAGUUGACUGGCUUUCUCUUUCGCACACUCACUCUCUUUUCUUAGUCUAUGUGGCACAUGUUGUGACUUUUGGGUGAUGUAUGUAAUUUAAGAAAACACAAUUACAAUGCUGUUAUAUUCAUGAUUGUCCGUUCAAUACUGUUAAUUGUGAUAUCCCAGUGAGAUGCUCUUCUUCUUUCAUUAUCAUGUUAGCAAAUGAAGGUCCUGUUCUAAA